UUGAUCUCAUAUAAAACGCAAAGGCGGAAAAAUUACGUAAAUAGUAAAAUAAGUCCCACUAAACCUGCAAACACCACUAGAAACAUUGUACCACAUAUUGAGAAACACCCAUAUUCAAUCCAAGUGUUUGACAGUGAAACUGAUGAAACGGAUACAAGUUCUGACGACGGAAUCAGCAAUGAGGAAAAUCUGCCUAACGCUGAAGAAAUCAAUGAUAAUGAGGAAAAUCAUUCUCAUAACGAUGACGAACUAUUUAACAACCAACAAAUUAACGAUGAAAAUCCAGAGAUUGUUCUCCCACUUGAACAUGUAAAUGUAAACGGCGAUAUACGAGAAAUUUGUGAUUGUAACAAAUUAAUUCGCCACCAACUUAAUCAGUUUGAAACAGAGAUGAGAAACGAAAUAAUUAAAAAUAUAACAAAAUUGCAAGAAAUACUUGCAAUUUUAAGAGAUAAAUAUCCAAGAAAUGAAGGAAACAAUGAAGUAACUAUGGAUUUAAUACCUGAUUUGCCAUUUACAUCCGUCGAGGAGUAUGUUCAAUUUAACGAGACACUAAAAAAUAAUGAAACAAUUCGUAAAUGUUUUGAGAAAAAGAUAAAGAGUUUUGGCGGUGAUUCUUUACAAAAAUUUAUAUCAAAUAUACUCACAAAUUGUCUAACAUUUGAAGUAGGACACAAGUUAUCCUGGACUGGUGCUAAAAAUACUAUAGCAAUUUCGAAUUCUCCUUUUGCUAACAGUAUAAUUGGAGUUGUAAGUCGUACAAAAGAACCAGAUUGCACAAUCGCAUUAAUUAUAAAACAUAUAAGAAACUGGUUGCAGCACUCUGGAGACAAAAUGCGAUAUCGACUGAAGAAAGCACAAGCUCUUGAACGAAAUUAAUAAGCAUACGUACAUAGCACCAUCGUAAAUAUUAUACA
Trachymyrmex cornetzi is the source of this 917-nucleotide messenger RNA. RefSeq lists its product as uncharacterized. The transcript is spliced from 5 exons. Lineage: Eukaryota; Metazoa; Arthropoda; Insecta; Hymenoptera; Formicidae. The record is from RefSeq and is a predicted model, not a curated record. The coding region runs from base 391 to 879 and encodes 162 amino acids.